Molecule: messenger RNA, 819 nt
Organism: Ochlerotatus camptorhynchus
Lineage: Eukaryota; Metazoa; Arthropoda; Insecta; Diptera; Culicidae
Exons: 2
Coding region: 1-819 (272 amino acids)
Source: RefSeq, a predicted model, not a curated record
AUGAGCACGAAAUCGCAAAUUGAAACAAGGAAGCAGUACAAGAAUAAGGAGGUGAAAAUGACGGCAACGGUGAAGGCCAAAACAGGACAAGGUCCAACGGUAUCGAAAGGAGGAGGAACAUCCAAAGUAACAGAACACGGAAAAAACCCAGGAAACAGCAGCAACCAGCAGGAUAACCAACAAAACGACACGGUGUACCUGGAGCCAUGGGACUACGAGAAACCUACCAUCAGACACCCAGUCAGUGUGGGUAAAGCCCUAUCCAGUAAGGGAAUCAAAACCUACACCGAUAUCACGGCGAUUGGCAGGUUUCGAUUCAAGGUAUCGUUCGGAGCACCACAGGAAGCCAAAAAACUAAUGGAGAUUAACAUGGAGGAGCUAAACCUCAAGUGCUACGUCCCAAUAAUCCUCAGACAGACAGUGAGUUUGGCUAAAGGAAUACCGAGAGAUUACAGCGAGCAAGAAUUGAUGGAAGAUCUGUUGUCGGAGGGCGAAAUCAUCAAAGUGGAAAGGAUGAAGAAAAUGGAUAGGAACAAGAAGCUAACGGAUACGGAAAACGUCAAAAUCAUCUUCCGAGGAAAGCAACUACCAGACAGCGUGUCGCUAUACGGAUGCAGGUUCAAGAUUGAACUCUACCUGUUCCCGGUGAAGCAAUGCUCAAACUGUUGGGGAUUUGGACACCGGAGAGAAAAAUGCUGGAGGACAACAAAAUGUAAGGAAUGCGGACUGUGUAAAUCAUGUAAUCAACUCGGUGAAGGAAGCCAAACAGGCCAAACAGUAUGCCCUAGCUGUAUUCCUAGAUCUGGACAAGGCAUUUGA